Molecule: messenger RNA, 2316 nt
Organism: Microtus oregoni (creeping vole)
Lineage: Eukaryota; Metazoa; Chordata; Mammalia; Rodentia; Cricetidae
Product: carcinoembryonic antigen-related cell adhesion molecule 1-like
Exons: 8
Coding region: 1-2127 (708 amino acids)
Biological process (GO): signal transduction; regulation of immune system process
Cellular component (GO): cell surface; plasma membrane
Molecular function (GO): protein tyrosine kinase binding
Source: RefSeq, a predicted model, not a curated record
AUGGAGCUCUCCUCAGCCCUUCUCCACAAAGGGCAGCUACCCUGGAGGGAACUCCUGCUGACAGCCUCACUUUUGAUCUACUGGAGCUCUCCCACCACAGCCCAAGUCACUGUGGAAGCAGUUCCGCCCCACGUUGCUGAAGGGGCAAAUGUUCUUCUACUUGUCCACAAUCUGCCAGAGUCACUCCGAGUCUUUUUCUGGUACAAGGGACAAACUGUGGAUGAGAGGAAAGAAAUUGCACGAUUUCUAAUGUCCAAUAAUAUAAAGAAACCAGGGCCUGCAUGUAGCGGCAGAGAGAGAAUAUACCGCAAUGGGUCCCUGUUCUUCCAGAACGUCACUCGGAAAGAUGCAGGCACCUACAUGCUAUAUAUGAAAAAGAAAAACUUUGAUAUAAGGAAAGCAUUCGUGCAGCUCCAUGUCUACCCACGGCUACCCAAGCCGAAAAUCACAAGCAAGAAUUUCUAUGCCAGGGAGGGGUCUCCAGAAGCAUUAAUGUGUGAGCCUGAGACUGAGAAUACAAACUACCUGUGGAGGAGAAAUGGCCAAAUCCUCUCAGAAGGUGACAGGCUGAAGCUGUCUGAGGACAACAGGACUCUCACUUUACUCAGUGUUGUGAGGAAUGACACAGGAGAUUAUGAGUGUGAAACCCGGAACCCAGUGAGCAUCUCCCGAAGUGACCCAUUCACUCUGAACAUUACCUAUGGUCCAGAUGUACCGAUCAUAUCCCCCUCAAAUACGUACUUCCGUUCAAGGACAAACCUCAACCUCUCCUGUCAAGCAGCCUCUAGCCCUGCAAUGUUCUAUUGGUAUUUCAAUGGAAAGAUUCUAUCAAAAGUCAAAGAGCUCUUUAUCCUCAACAUCACUACUAAUAACAGCGGUUCCUAUUCCUGUCUCAUCUAUAACUAUGUCUUUGGAAUCAUGAAGACCACAGUCAAGAACAUUACAGUCCUUGAGCCAGUGACUACACCCUCCAUCCAAGUCAGCAACACCACAGUCAAAGAACUGGGCUCUGUGUUCCUGACCUGCUUCUCACGGGACACUGGGAUCUCCAUCCAUUGGCUCUUCAAUGGUCAGAGUCUGGAGCUCACAGAUAGAAUGAAGCUGUCCCUGAACAACAGCACCCUUAGCAUAGACCCUGUCAGGAAGGAGGAUUCCGGGAAGUAUCAAUGUGAUGUCUCCAAUCCAGUCAGUUCUGAGAGGAGUGACCCUAUCCAACUGGACAUAAUAGAGCCAGUGACUACACCCUCCAUCCAAGUCAGCAACACCACAGUCAAAGAACUGGACUCUGUGUCCCUGACCUGCUCUUCAAACGACACUGGGAUCUCCAUCCAUUGGCUCUUCAAUGGCCAGAGUCUGGAGCUCACAGAUAGAAUGAAGCUGUCCCUGGACAACAGCACCCUCAGCAUAGACCCUGUCAAGAGAGAGGAUUCCGGGAAGUAUCAGUGUGAGGUCUCCAAUCCAGUCAGUUCUGAGAGGAGUGACCCCACCCAGCUGGACAUAAUAGAGCCAGUGACUACACCCUCCAUCCAAGUCACCAACACCACAGUCAAAGAACUGGACUCUGUGUCCCUGACCUGCUCCUCAAACGACACUGGGAUCUCCAUCCAUUGGCUCUUCAAUGGUCAGAGUCUGGAGCUCACAGACAGAAUGAAGCUGUCCCUGGACAACAGCACCCUCAGCAUAGAUCCUGUCAAGAGGGAGGAUUCCGGGGAGUAUCAGUGUGAGGUCUCCAAUCCAGUCAGUUCUAAGAGGAGUGACUCCAUCCAGCUGGACAUAAUAGCCUCUCCCAGCACUGCCCAAGUCUCUGUAGAAGUAGUUAUAUCUCACGUCGCUGAAGUGAAGGACAUUCUUCUGCGUGUCCAUAAUCUGCCAGAUACAGCCCAAGCCUUUUUCUGGUACAAGGGAAAAAAAUUGGAUAAGAGAAAUGAAAUUGCACGAUUUCUAGAAUCCAAAAGAACAAAUAAAACAAGGCCUGCUUACAGAUUCAGAGAAAAAAUACACCACAUUGGAUCCUUGCUCUUCCAGAUCGUCACUCAGAAAGAUGCAGAAGACUACAUGUUACGUAUGAAAAUGGAAAACCUUGACCUCAGGAAGGCAUCCAUGCACGUCCAUGUGCACCCUAAGUAGUUCUCUGUAAUCUCUGGUGGAGGAAGCCGUGCUGUCACCCCUGGGAAUGGCACAUACAUGGUUUGCAAUUGGAGCUCUUUAGAAGGCAAAGCACUUUGAAGAAUCCCACCCAUUUGUCAAGGACCUACGGAAACGAUACUGCAGACCUCUGUGCUGAUCCCAGGGCUGCAUGGGCUUCAGGCCCCUCUA